Hevea brasiliensis (rubber tree) is the source of this 423-nucleotide messenger RNA. RefSeq lists its product as uncharacterized. The transcript has a single exon. The coding region runs from base 1 to 423 and encodes 140 amino acids. The record is from RefSeq and is a predicted model, not a curated record. Lineage: Eukaryota; Viridiplantae; Streptophyta; Magnoliopsida; Malpighiales; Euphorbiaceae.
AUGCCGCUUAUCAUCGCGAUCGUGAUCAUGAACGUAGGAGACUCCAGAGCUAGGGAAUUACGGCCUUCCUACCACGGGCUGGACUUUCAGCGCACGCAGCCUGUGGGGGAGAAUCAGCCGCCGGCAAUGAAGGAAUUCUUUGGAGCUUCAUCGUCUUCGUCGUCGCCAACUUCGAAAUCAUCCAACGUUGCAUUGCCAAAAGCAAUGAAUUCUAACGACACGACGUGGUGGAACAGUGUCAGCGGUGGGAAUGGCGGUGGUAAAGGUGGAGAUCGGUUGAGGCACGUGCUUUUGGUGGCGAGCCUCGCAUGUGGAGGCGCAGGCGCGGCGCUGCUAGUGGCUUCUGCUUUCAUAUAUUUUGUCAAGUAUAAAAGACAAACGACGUCGUCCUCAAAUAACGGUAAAUCGAUCACCAUCCGCUAG